UCCCCUUUAGGCGCGGGGCCCGCGGGUCUCCACCCUUCCUCCCGCUGAAGAUGGCUGAGAAGCUGGCUCCCCCGGGGGAGCUCUUCUUGCGCAAGGGCCGGGAGUCCGUCUCCUCCCUGGAUCUGGACCGCCUGACGCCAGGCGAGGCAGCCGGAGAAGAGUCCUCGGACAGCGAAGGGGAGCAGGAGGGCAGCUCCCAUAAGCUCAUCCGCAAAGUGUCCACCUCUGGCCAGAUGAGGACCAAGAAGAGCGUGAAGGAGGGCCUCCUCUUGAAGCAGACAAGUUCCUUCCAGAGGUGGAAGAGGCGAUACUUCAAACUACGAGGGCGGACCCUCUACUACGCCAAGGAUUCUAAGUCUCUGAUCUUUGAUGAAGUGGACCUGUCAGAUGCCAGUGUAGCAGAAACCAGCACCAAGAAUAUUAACAACAGCUUCACAGUUAUUACACCAUUCCGAAAACUCAUCCUCUGUGCAGAGAAUCGGAAGGAGAUGGAAGACUGGAUUGGUGCCCUGAAGUCUGUCCAAAAAUGGGAAAUCAAUGAGGCUUCCCAGUUCAAUAUGGAGCACUUUUCUGGCCUGCACAACUGGUAUGCCUGCUCCCAUGCCCGGCCCACCUUUUGCAACGUCUGCCGGGAGGCACUGUCUGGGGUCACCUCUCAUGGUCUCUCUUGCGAAGUUUGCAAGUUCAAAGCCCACAAACGCUGUGCUGUGAGAGCUACCAACAACUGCAAAUGGACCACUCUGGCCUCCAUAGGAAAUGACAUCAUUGAGGAUGAAGAUGGGGUGGCCAUGCCUCACCAAUGGCUGGAAGGGAACCUCCCUGUCAGUGCCCGCUGUGCCGUUUGUGACAAAACGUGUGGGAGUGUGCGGAGGCUGCAGGACUGGCGCUGUCUCUGGUGCAAAGCAAUCGUCCACAGUGCAUGCAAGGAGCAGCUGGGGAAGAAGUGCCCCUUGGGGCAGUACAAGGUGUCCAUCAUCCCCCCUACCGCCCUCAACAGCAUUGACUCAGAUGGGUUCUGGAAGGCCACCUGCCCCUCCUCCUGUUCCAGCCCCCUGCUGGCCUUUGUCAACUCUAAGAGUGGGGACAACCAGGGAGUCAAAUUCCUGCGCAAGUUCAAGCAGUUCCUCAACCCGGCCCAAGUCUUUGACCUUAUGAAUGGGGGGCCACACCUGGGGUUGCGCCUCUUUCAGAAGUUCUCCACUUUUCGGAUCUUGGUGUGUGGUGGUGAUGGCAGUGUGGGCUGGGUGCUGUCGGAAAUCGACUCACUAGGAUUGCACAAGCAGUGCCAGCUUGGCGUCCUGCCACUGGGGACUGGCAACGACCUGGCUCGGGUGCUUGGCUGGGGCAGCCUCUGUGAUGAUGACACACAGCUGAUGCAGGUUCUGGAGAAGCUGGAGCGAGCCACCACCAAAAUGCUGGACAGGUGGAGUGUCCUGACCUAUGAGGCCCCCAAGCAGUCUCCUCCAGCCAUCAAAGAAGAAGAGAAUGAGGAUUCCAACAUCCAGGCUCAGAUUUCCCACUAUGCUGACUCAGUGGCCUUCCAUCUGGCAAAGAUCCUGGAGUCCGACAAACACUCAGUAGUGAUUUCUUCAGCAAAGUUCCUCUGCGGGACGGUGAAUGACUUUGUGGCUGAAGUUGGCAGAGCCUAUGAGCGGGCAGCUGACAGCAAGCAGGAAGCAGACACCAUGGCUCGAAAGUGUGCAAUGCUGAAUGAAAAGCUAGACUCCCUGGUUCGGGAGUUGAAUGACGAAUCGCGGGCAAUUGUGGUUCCUGAAGGCACCUCACCAGCAGCCUUGCCCAGCCCAGAAACCCCAGACAGCAGCAAGGAAGGGGCAUUCCGUCCCAACCCCAUGCCUCGGAUUUUUAAGUCCAAGGAGCAGCUCAUGCUGAGGGCCAACAGCCUGAAGAAAGCCCUACGACAGAUCAUUGAGCAGGCCGAGAAAGCUGUGGAUGAGCAGAACAAGCAGACCCAGACCUACAGGAGCAUCACAGUUGCUGGCAAGAAGGACAGCAAUGAGGAUUUCAGCAAGGAGACAGAGAAGCUUAAAUCCCGUCGGGACACUGUCAUCAGCACCACUUCCUCUAUCAUCCUGGACAGACCUGACAGUUUCAGUUCAGUCCACUUUGUUGAGGACCCGAAUGCCAUACAAUUCUCUGAAAGAUGCGUCAUGAAUAAUUAUUUUGGCAUUGGCCUGGAUGCGAAGAUCUCUCUGGAAUUCAACAACAAAAGGGAUGAGCAUCCCAAAAAAUGCAGUAGCCGCACAAAGAACAUGAUGUGGUAUGGAGUUCUGGGAACGAAGGAGCUGCUCCAGAGGACCUACAAGAACCUGGAGCAGCGUGUCCAGCUCGAGUGUGAUGGAGUGCCCAUUUCCUUGCCCAGCUUGCAGGGCAUUGCCGUGCUCAACAUUCCUAGUUAUGCAGGAGGCAUCAACUUCUGGGGAGGCACCAAAGAGGAUAAUAACUUUGGAGCUCCCUCCUUUGAUGACAAGAAGCUGGAAGUGGUUGCUGUCUUCGGCAGCAUCCAGAUGGCGGUGUCACGGGUCAUCAACCUUCAGCAUCAUCGUAUUGCACAGUGCCGGAUGGUAAAGAUCAUAAUUCGAGGAGACGAGGGCGUCCCAGUGCAGGUGGAUGGUGAAGCAUGGAUCCAGCCACCUGGCAUGAUCAAAAUCCAGCACAAGAACAGAGCUCAGAUGCUGACCAGAGACAGGGCUUUCGAGAGCACCUUGAAAUCAUGGGAGGACAAGCAGAAGGGCGAGGGCUACCGAUCCACAUCCCGCCCCCGCCUCAGUUCCCAGCAGUCCAUGGAGUAUUUGACAGAGGAGGAGCUCGCCCAGAUGCAGCAGCUUGCCCAAGCAACGGAAACACUCAUUAGCAGGAUCCGUGAGGCUGCCAAGACACGCAAAGCCAUAGAGCAGGAGUUGGCACAUGCGGUGAAUGGCAGCUCCCUGGCACUGAGCGAGACCUUGCCCAACAAAGGUGGCAGCAGCAGCCCUGAGGUUCUGAGCAGAAGCACAGCUGUGGAAGUGUCAGUGAGCGUGAAAGCCCUCUACACUGAAACCCGAGCUUUUCUGGAAGGGAAACUGCAAUUAGACUCUCCCCAGCAAGAAGAAGGACUCCGGCAUGCCCUGAGUGCCGUCGGCCAAGAACUUCAGAAGCUUUCUGAUAUUCACUGGAUGGCACCAGUCAUCAACUCUGCUGAGGAGGAGUCUUCUGGUAGCGUCAACAAGGGGAGCCUGAAAUUACGCAUCAACCUUGCUAAGCCCAAACGGGAGAAGGAGAAGCCUCAGAAGCAGAAACCCAGCAGCCUCACACCAGUGGACAAAUGGGGCCCUGAGGAAGUGUCAACCUGGCUGGAGGCGCUUGAUUUAGGGGAGUACAAAGAAAUUUUUAUGCGCCACGACAUCCAGGGCCCUGAGCUGAUCCUGCUGGAGAGAAGAGACUUGAAGGAUCUUGGGAUAACAAAAGUGGGCCAUGUGAAGAGGAUUCUCCAGGGAAUUAAGGACACUGCCAGCCAGCUUUAGAUGUCAGCAGGAAGCUGCAGCCAUGCCCUCUCACCCCCCUCUGUCUCAACUGCUGCCAGUCUUGGCUUGUGGAACCCAUCGCGUACGAUGAAGCACCCAGCCUGAGCCUGGUUGCCCUGGAACUCUGACCCCAGGACAGCUUCCCAUGCAUCCCAUGCAAUGAGUUGACAUUUCUGUGUUUGCCAAAGACUGUGGCUUGGCUGUUUGUCUCUCCUUGCCUUCUGCUUCCUCCCUUCCCUUGUGGCACUUCUUGUGUCUUUUUUGGUUCAUGUGUUUGAGCUGCUUUAAGUGAAGCCAUUCAUUUCCAUCCAUUCCUGGUCCUUGGUUGGGGGUGGGAGUGAAGCUCCUGCAGCCGCUUUUGGGCUCACUACAUUGGAUUGCUUUCAUGCCUGGCUGUGCUGUGAAACACUAUCAGAUGACAAGAAGCCAGCUGGGGAGGCUACAAGUAGCUGAGCUGGGUAGUUAUGGCCCAGAAGACACACUAACUAGAGGUCUUCUGACUUCUCUGGUGAGCCUUGUCCUUAGCUUGUACCUGGACAGAGCUGCAGAAGGGUCUGUGCCGGCUCACACUGCAUAUCCAAUAAAACCCAAAGCAGCAGCAGGCUGUGGCUGCUUUCCUUUUAGGAGGGAAAAAUCUCUUCCUCUGAAGGUUUUCAGGAUACUUAACAACUCUCUGUCAGGCAGGAAUGUCACAGGUCCCUGCUACUGAACGUCUGGCUGCCCUGCAUCUGUUCAGAGAGUUGUUAUUUCUCUCAUUUCCUAGAGUGCUCUCAUCCCAGAACUAGCACUUUCAAGGUCUGCAGAUGCCUCCCUUACCCCACCCUGCUUGUGUUCCCCCCUUCCAUUUAGUUAGUUGGGCAUGAAGCCUCUCUGUCCACCUGAGUAAAAGAUGGUUUACAAGGGGGAUGACCCACCAUGAUGAUAGAAACAGUAACUUGCUGUGUGGGUGGGUGUGAAGUAGGAAAGGUGCCAGUUGUAAGCUUUUGAGUUUUAAAGCCAGCUGCAACAGCCAGAAAUGUUCUGUGCUAUACAGAAGCUUCCACAGAUCAAUGGAGGUGGGGGGGGGCAUUAAAAAUUUCUUCCCUGCUAUCAGGGUAACUUAGAACUUGGAACAGGAGCAAGGGUGCUCUCAGCUUUCUGAAGUCUUAAGCAUGAAAAUACAAAUAAGAACACAUUUUGAAUGGGCUUUGUGCCCUACCAGGAGAAGGCACUACCCUUAGCACCAUGUCCCCUGCCCCAGCCUAUGCCCACCUGCAUGGCUCCUAAACUCCCUGGAGGAGAAGAGGCAGAGAAGCUCUGCUUCUUCCUAAGCUGGUAAAAUGAACUAAUUACCCUGCCUGCUGCUCGGGGAGAAUGUAACUAGUUUGGAGAGAAAAAGAUAUUUAUUUAAAUAUUUAAUAUAUAUAAAGCUUAAUUUAUUUUUCA
This is a messenger RNA of Heteronotia binoei (common prickly gecko), 4946 nucleotides long. It is a transcript of the gene DGKK, whose product is annotated as diacylglycerol kinase kappa. Gene Ontology annotation, molecular function: ATP-dependent diacylglycerol kinase activity; protein binding. Lineage: Eukaryota; Metazoa; Chordata; Lepidosauria; Squamata; Gekkonidae. The coding region runs from base 51 to 3521 and encodes 1156 amino acids. The record is from RefSeq and is a predicted model, not a curated record. The transcript is spliced from 29 exons. Gene Ontology annotation, biological process: lipid phosphorylation; intracellular signal transduction; diacylglycerol metabolic process.